Messenger RNA from Spodoptera exigua (beet armyworm), 1421 nucleotides. Lineage: Eukaryota; Metazoa; Arthropoda; Insecta; Lepidoptera; Noctuidae. The record is from the annotation of a GenBank genome assembly.
GUGUUCACUGAUUAUACGGAGCCAUUGGUAGUGGGUGCUUGUAAAAGUGCGGUGGUGUGUCGUGAUACAGGACAAUCUGUCUGUUUUUAUUGAUAAACAUAUGUAAAUAUUACAUCUGAUAAAGUUUUUAGUGUCGCUGCGACACAUGUGCUCGAUACGGCGUUUAAAAAUAAUUUUACUUACCGACAUUUUUGUAUUAGAAAAUCAUUUUGUGAGUGACAAAUUUAAAAGUUUUAAAAGUAAUGUAAUGAGAUGACAUAUUGGAAACGAACGAAGAGGUUAACAAAUAAAUAAACACAAAGGAAUACCCACAAAGAAAAGAAAAAGAACAAAGGAAAGAUAAAUAAAACAAAAGAAAGUAUUUGACUGAAGGUAAAACAAAUAUCGAGGAAGAUGGACAUCACCACAGCACGAGCAAUUUCGAUGCUCACAUUGGGCUUAGGAGCAUUCUUCUCAGGAAUGCUACCAGCAUGUUUCUCAGAAGCGGCAAGACAGAGACAUCCUCUCCUACUAUCCUGCCUUCUGUGCUUCGGAGGAGGAGUCCUUUUAUCGACCUCCUUAGUCCACAUGCUGCCAGAGACAAGAGAACGGCUACCACAAUAUUCGGAGCUGACUUUAUGCCUCGGAUUCUUUACAGUAUACUUGGUGGAUGAACUGUCCCAUCUUUUCUAUAGAAGUGAAAAUCAUGAGAGAGAUAUUCCAGUUGGUGAGCAGACAAGACUGUUGCCCAGAGACCAUGAUGGGGAGAUGAGGGAGAGGGAAGGAACUUCAGAGCUUUGCCAUGUGAGCCAUGCAGAGCCUUGUAACAGAAGUUCCUCCAGCGUUGUCGGGUUACUGUCUGCUUUGUUCGUCCACAGUGUCCUUGAAGGGCUAGCUAUAGGACUACAGGAAAGUGCUACACAGGUGCUCCUUUUGUUGGCUGCAGUGAGUUCUCACAAGUUCGUGGUCGGCUUCUGUUUGGGUGCCGAGCUCUGCGAGAAUUUCCCGUCUCGGGCUUGUGCACACGUUCUGUGUAUAGCUCUCUUCAGUGCAGGAUCCGUCGCUGGAAUCGGUAUUGGCGCAGGAUUGGAAACUGUCAAUUCAUUGAAGGAAUCUAUUGCUGUGCCGGUCAUGCAGGGUUUGGCAGCUGGUACGCUACUGUACGUUACCGUUAGUGAAGUCCUUCCCCGCGAGAGGGCGCGCUGGCAUGAGCGCAAAAGGAGCGCAGGAUUGUUACAGUUCCUUUCCGUUGGACUUGGUUUUGGUUUGAUGUAUUUGACCACAAUAUACUUGGAUCACGACGCUGAAUAAUAAUUAUUAUUUAGGAGUUAAAGUUAGAGGUGUGACGUUAAGUACUUAAUUGUACUGUAAUUGCGUUAUAAAUGAAGACUUGUAUUUUUAUUAUAUUAUUAGGAACAGUUAAUUAGUUGUGUAAUGUUCCA